Molecule: messenger RNA, 4539 nt
Organism: Mauremys mutica (yellowpond turtle)
Lineage: Eukaryota; Metazoa; Chordata; Testudines; Geoemydidae
Gene: ROR1
Product: receptor tyrosine kinase like orphan receptor 1
Exons: 9
Coding region: 106-2928 (940 amino acids)
Biological process (GO): cell surface receptor protein tyrosine kinase signaling pathway; positive regulation of kinase activity; protein phosphorylation
Cellular component (GO): signaling receptor complex
Molecular function (GO): protein binding; ATP binding; protein kinase activity
Source: RefSeq, a predicted model, not a curated record
GCUGGGAGGGCAGAGCCCCCCCCCCGGCACAGCGCGGCGGGGAGAGCUGGCCCGGGCUCCGGGCGCCGUCCUGCGGAUGUCGGAGUAGCGCCAGCCGGCUCAGGAAUGCCCCGGCCGGGCGGCUGGGCGCGGAGCCUCCCGCCGCCGCCGCUGCUGCUGCUGCUGCUGCACGCGGGGAGCCUGGCGGAGCGCGGGGGCGCAGCCCGAGGAACAAAUUUGUCAGUCUCUGCUGAUUUAAUGCCUACAUCAUCAUGGAACAUUUCAAGUGAACUAGACAAAGAUUACUUCUUGACUCUUGAUGAGCCUAUGAAUAACAUAACCACCACCCUCGGCCAAACUGCAGAACUGCAUUGUAAAGUCUCUGGCAAUCCUCUUCCAACUGUGCGUUGGUUGAAAAAUGAUGCCCCAGUCGUUCAAGAACCCAGGAGGAUAUCUUUUCGUGCAACAAGCUAUGGGUCUCGAUUACGAAUAAGAAACCUUGACACUACGGAUACUGGUUACUUUCAGUGUGUUGCUACUAAUGGCAGGAAGACUGUUUCCACAACCGGCGUGUUGUUUGUGAAAUUUGGUCCCCCGCCAACCGCAAGUCCAGGAUCAUCUGACGAGUAUGAAGAGGAUGGUUUUUGCCAGCCAUACAGAGGGAUUGCUUGUGCAAGAUUUAUUGGGAAUCGAACAAUUUAUAUGGAGUCUGUACAUAUGCAGGGUGAAAUAGAAAAUCAGAUUACAGCUGCCUUCACUAUGAUUGGCACUUCCAGUCACUUAUCUGAUAAAUGCUCCCAGUUUGCCAUUCCUUCUUUGUGCCACUACGCUUUCCCAUACUGCGAUGAGACCUCACCAGCCCCAAAGCCCCGAGAUCUGUGCCGUGAUGAAUGUGAAAUUCUGGAAAAUGUCCUUUGUCAGACAGAGUAUAUUUUUGCAAGGUCCAAUCCUAUGAUUCUGAUGAGGUUAAAGCUGCCAAACUGUGAAGAUCUUCCUCAGCCAGAUAGCCCGGAAGCUGUAAAUUGUAUCCGGAUUGGAAUCCCCAUGGCAGAUCCUAUAAAUAAAAAUCAUAAAUGUUACAACAGUACUGGAAUAGAUUACCGUGGGACCGUCAGUGUGACAAAGUCUGGACGUCAGUGCCAGCCAUGGAACUCUCAGUAUCCGCACACACAUACCUUCACCGCCAUCAGAUACCCAGAGUUAAACGGGGGCCAUUCCUAUUGUCGAAAUCCAGGGAAUCAGAAGGAAGCGCCAUGGUGCUUUACCUUAGAUGAAAAUUUUAAGUCUGAGCUUUGUGACAUCCCAGCAUGUGAUUCCAAAGAUUCCAAGGAGAAGAAUAAAAUGGAAAUCCUAUAUAUAUUGGUGCCAAGUGUUACUAUUCCCCUGGCCAUAGCCUUGUUGUUCUUCUUCAUCUGCGUCUGCCGCAACAACCAGAAGUCUUCCUCCCCUCCAGUACAAAGACAGCCCAAACACGUCAGAGGGCAAAAUGUCGAGAUGUCAAUGCUAAAUGCAUACAAACCAAAGAGCAAAGCUAAGGAGUUACCUCUUUCUGCUGUUCGUUUCAUGGAAGAACUGGGUGAAUGUGCUCUUGGAAAAAUCUACAAGGGGCAUCUCUAUCUUCCAGGCAUGGAUCAUGCUCAGCUUGUUGCUAUCAAGACAUUAAAAGACUUUAACAAUCCUCAGCAGUGGACAGAAUUCCAGCAAGAAGCAUCUCUUAUGGCAGAACUUCAUCACCCUAACAUUGUCUGUCUCCUAGGUGUUGUGACUCAGGAACAACCCGUCUGCAUGCUUUUUGAGUAUAUGAAUCAGGGAGACCUCCAUGAAUUCCUUAUCAUGCGAUCGCCACAUUCAGAUGUUGGGUGUAGCAGUGAUGAGGACGGUACUGUCAAAUCCAGUCUGGACCAUGGGGAUUUCCUGCAUAUUGCAGUUCAAAUUGCGGCAGGAAUGGAAUACUUAUCCAGUCAUUUUUUUGUCCAUAAAGACCUUGCUGCUCGCAACAUUUUAAUUGGAGAACAACUUCAUGUGAAAAUUUCAGACCUUGGACUAUCAAGAGAAAUAUACUCAGCAGAUUAUUACAGAGUUCAAAGUAAGUCCCUACUGCCGAUUCGCUGGAUGCCACCAGAAGCAAUUAUGUAUGGCAAGUUCUCUUCUGAUUCAGAUAUUUGGUCCUUUGGUGUGGUCUUAUGGGAGAUUUUCAGCUUUGGACUCCAACCAUAUUAUGGAUUUAGUAAUCAAGAAGUCAUAGAGAUGGUCAGGAAACGACAAUUAUUACCAUGCUCUGAAGACUGUCCUCCCAGAAUGUAUAGCUUGAUGACAGAGUGCUGGCAUGAUCUUCCAUCUCGGAGGCCAAGAUUUAAAGAUAUCCAUGCCAGGCUGCGUUCCUGGGAGGGACUUUCAAGUCACACUAGCUCUACUACUCCCUCUGGUGGAAAUGCCACCACUCAAACAACUUCACUCAGUGCAAGCCCAGUUAGUAACCUAAGUAAUCCUAGAUACCCUAAUUACAUGUUUCCAGCACAGGGUAUACCACAAGGCCAAAUUGCUGGGUUCAUUGGACCACCAAUACCUCAAAACCAGCGAUUUAUCCCAAUCAAUGGAUACCCGAUUCCUCCAGGAUAUGCUGCUUUCCCAGCUGCCCACUACCAACCACCGGGCCCACCCAGGGUAAUUCAGCACUGUCCACCUCCAAAGAGCCGUUCACCAAGCAGUGCAAGUGGAUCAACUAGCACAGGUCAUGUGACUAGCUUGCCUUCUUCAGGAUCCAAUCAGGAUGCAAAUAUACCUUUGCUAUCUCAUAUGUCAAUUCCAAGUCAUCCAAGUGGAAUUGGUGUAACAGUUUUUGGAAAUAAAACUCAAAAACCAUACAAAAUUGACUCUAAACAGUCAUCCUUAUUAGGAGACCCCAAUAUUCAUGGACCUAAUGAAUCUAUGAUUUCUGCAGAGUUGUAAAUAAGUCAGGCCUUUGUACAUAUAACUAUUUACAGUACAAAUUAGAAAGAAGUAGAAAAGAUUUAUAUUCAAAUAUUUUAUUAAAGAUUUUUCUGGUUGUUUAACAGACUUUUGCAACAAGUAUCUUCUGUGAAGUUUAACUGUGUUUAACAGGAUAGGCAGACACCAACCAGAUAAAAAUCAUUGUGGUGUUAACACGCAACAAUUUGAACAGACAUUUUUUUAAGUACUAAACUAAUGUUUAUUUCAAUAAGGGACAAAAACAAAAAAAAUCUUUCUGAUGACCAUCAUACACUUUGUCACAGCUGUUUAAAGCUCUGAUAUGGUUUAUAUCAUGGAAACUUAUUAUUCUGAAAACAUUUUAAUAUUUGUCAAUCACUUUUUUAAGAGAUGCAAAUGUUCAGAGAUUUAUUGGGUAUGCAAUUCACUUCCGAUAGCUAGUUUAAACAUUUGUAAGGUUUUUUUCAGUCAAGAGUGGUAUUUCAAAUAUGUGACUCAAUGUUGACAUCUGAUGACUAGAUUAAUUAUUUCAGGUAGGUUUUUGUUUUUCACCCGAGGUGAGAGUCUGAGUUAAUAUUUAAACGAAAAAAAACUGCAUAAAAUGUCCUGACAUUCAGUAGAAUGACUUAUCAACUCACAGGCUACUAAAAUAAUCUGGUAAUGUCUGCUAAAAAUAGAUGGAGUUAUGAGAAAUUGCUUUUAAAGGAGAUUAAAUUAAGAAUUUUAAUUUCAGAGCAUGAAUCAACUGGUUCAAAGUUAACAUUUCAUAAUUUUAUAUGUGUAGUUAUAACAGAAAUUUUGUAUCCUUUUGUUGCUAUGCAACUAUUUAAUGAAAAAGCUUCAAACCACAAUUUUAUAUGAGACAAUCAGUUUUCCCAAGAAGUAUUUAUUGUUUCAGAGCAGUACAUAAUUUCAGUGACUAUGACUCCAGAAACCCCUAAAAAUGGGAAAUCCACAUUCCAUCAAGGAUUGAAAACAUUUAUGGCAACUUUGUCUAUCAGUUAAAAUAAUGUGAAUUAAAGUUAACUUUUUACUUAGAAAAAUGACAUAUGUAUUAUUACUGAAAUUAAUUCAGGUAUAAUCAAUCUAGAUUAUUCAUUUUGAAACCACUUUAAUGAUUUACAAAAGUACUAUGUACAUUACAUCUUUUCACAAUGUUGUUUGUAUUAAAAUAAUAUCUUUUGUGUCCACACAAUUAAAACAACCCUUUGCUCAGUUGACAAGGUUGUAUAAUAUGACUUUAUUUUUCACAUCUUUUUGCACAAAAGUGUUUUGUAUAGCAGAAGUGAAAUACAUCGCUGCAUUUUAUAUAUUGGUCUGUUUCUUUUUUGUUUUUAACCUGCUGUAGAUGUUCUUGAAAUAUAUUAUGGUGAUAUUCAGCCACUACCUUAUACAUAUAUUUUGUUUUUGUUUGUUUUCACUGCAUGCAUUUAAUCACUGUAUUACUUGAUGAUUGAUUUAUUAAUUAUGGGCAUUUCAAUUAGGCAAGCAUGAAACUGUAAUGCCAAAGACUAUUUUAUACUGAAAAUAUGUGCAUUUUUGUAUUUCACACACCAGAGAUGAUAUUAAACACUGAUUAUUUUAUGCUGCUGUUUAUUAAAACAUUGUUUU